Molecule: messenger RNA, 4156 nt
Organism: Paramormyrops kingsleyae
Lineage: Eukaryota; Metazoa; Chordata; Actinopteri; Osteoglossiformes; Mormyridae
Gene: poln
Product: polymerase (DNA directed) nu
Biological process (GO): double-strand break repair; DNA-templated DNA replication
Molecular function (GO): DNA binding; DNA-directed DNA polymerase activity
Source: RefSeq, a predicted model, not a curated record
GCAAGUCCUGACGAUGUGACGUGUUAUAAGUGUGCAGUUAAAAUUACAGAAUAUCGGUAUUGGUCAGGCACGUAGUCAGGUAGUAAAAUUACGGGUUCGAAUACCGCCUCGAAAUCUGCUCUGGUCAAACUUGUCAGAUAGUUAACGCCCACCAUCAGUGAGCAGCACGGGUGCCGCCGUCGCGGCUGUAUGAUGUCAGAGCGCUUAAGUUAGGUUCAGUGAGGCGAGCGCGCCAACGGGAGUUUUCCUCAGAAGCUUUAUCUUCUAUCGAAAAAUAACGACAGACUCAGGGGUGACUGCAUACCUGCCCGGCCCUCUUGCAGAUCAGGAGCGGUACUGAUGGAGUCCUACAGGCCAUGCAGUGGGCCUCUGUCUGCGCCUGCGCAGAGGAUCCUGUCUGCCCUGCGGGCUCAGUACAGAGCUGGAGCAGCCGGGAGGCAGCCGUCAAGAAUGAGGCAGGAGACUUGGAAUGAAGUUGGGGAGGAAGGAAGGCAGGGCAGGGUGCAGGAGCUUAGGGGCUGUGAGAUGAUGUCAGGCCCAACUGCCCUGACAAGGAGCUCUCUGCUGCCCCCCUCUGGACCCUGCCAGCUAGAGCCCAGUGAGACCUGGGGUGGACAGGGACGGCCCAGACUUACCACCCAGUGUUCUCAGCCAACGGAACAGGGUGUUUCAAGAAGUGAGGUGCCCAGAUUGGAGACCGAAUGGGGGAAGCACUGGGCUCAGGGACCGUCGGGAGGAAAGGCGUGGUCCCUGACGUGUGCGGUCCCCAGCGGAUGGAGUACAGCCAUGGGGAAACCUGUGCUGCCUUCUCAGUGGGCCCUGGACCACCAUGCAGAGUGGACUGGCACCAAGAACCUGGGGGUCGACACAGCCUGGGAUGGAGGAGAGGAUGUUGACAGUGUGAUGCGGGUCUGGGCCCAUGAUGGAAGGGGACCGAUGGCUGAUUCAGAGUGUAUGUCAGGACCCUGUGACCGGAAUAGGUUCAGUAAGAAGGAUGUAGUGCAGGGGGCUCCGGCGGUGCGGGAGGAAGACAAGAGAAGGGUAGCCUUGGCCGAUGCACCGGCUUCUGAGGAAGGAGCAGCAGCAUCAUAUCGUUGGAAGGAAGCCAUCAGCCAAUCGGAUGCGCUCACGGGACGAGCCGUCAGCCAGUCAGUGUCCCCUGCAGUGUGUCAGCUGGAUCUGGACCUUUCUAAGCAGCCCUGCAGCCCCCAGCUCAGAGCUGAGGUCGGUGGAGGCAGCAGCGAAGGACAGGCAUGCAAAAUAGAUGAGAGUCUGGCUGCCUGUGGAGCGGGAUACAACCCCCCCCUCGGAACCCAGACCACCUUCCUGUCUUCGGCGGUCCGUGGCUCACCUCAGCGUAACAGCCGGAAUGCCGGAAUUCACCGUGGCUUUCUGAAGAGGAAGUGUGUCCCUUCAAUCCCUAAGAAAUGCGUCAGGUGGGCACCCCCACCAUCUCAGGCAGCUCACCGGCCAGAUAGACAGGCGUCACUAGAUGCUUCUCUGGGCUGUGGAGUCCUUGGAGUGAGGAGAGAAGGUCGGGCUGUCCUCGGGACAGAAGGAGCAGCGCACAACCCACAGGGGGCGCCACACCUUGCAGCAGCUGCCAAGGGACUGAGAAAUGGAGGUUCCCCCAGACCAGGCCUCGAUGUGCAGCCUGAGGACAGCCAGGCGGCCCACGGCUCCGCAGGAGGAGCUCCCAGCAGAGAGACGCCUCUCAGACCACCGCUCUUCCUGACCUCCGACUCCAGGGUGCGCCAUGUCUGCCGGCUGAGUGAGAAGGAGCGUGCCCAGCUCCUGCAGGAGGUCAGCCAAGUGCCAGCACUGGCCCUCACUCUGGUGUACCAGGACGGCACCACCCAACUGGACCCGGAGCCGAAGUCCUGCCCCUCUGUCUCUGGGAUCCUGGUUCUGUUAAAGAGGGAGCCGGCUGUGGCACUAUCUGACCAGGGCCCUGGUGCAGGAGAUGGCCUCAUCUACCUGAGGCUGGAUCAGCAGCAGACAGACCAGAAUAUGGAUCUCUUUCGCAGGGACCUGGUCCUGCAGGUGGUGACCGGGACCCAGCAGGCCGUGUGCUACAAAGCGAAGGAGCUGCUCCGUGCCGCCCUACAGCACUGCGGGGGGCGUCUGAGCUGGAAGCAAGUUUCCCGCUGCUGCCUGCUGGACCCUCAGAUUGCGGCCUGGCUGCUCGACCCCGGCGACUCCGCUUCCAGCUUCCCGGCCCUGAUGACCAAACACGGCGCCGCCCUGGGGCUCCGGCUCCUGCCGGGAAAGCUGUGCAGCGUGAUCGCCAGCCUGUCCCUGUUAUACAGCCUGAUGAUGCACCUGCGCUCCAGCUUACAGACCCGUGGGCUGGGAGAACUCUUCUCCAACCUGGAGCUCAGUAUGGUCCCAGUGUUGGCAGCAAUGGAAAGCCACAGGAUCCACGUGGACAAGGAUGCUUUGAAGAGGACCUCUGAGCUGCUGGGGGAGAGACUGAAACAGCUGGAGCAGGAAGCCCACCAGGCCGCGGGGCAGCACUUUCUGGUGUCCAGCAGUGUGCAGCUUCGCCAGGUUCUGUUUGAGAAGCUGCAGCUGCAGGAGCGCUGCGAGGGCAGGAAGCUGCCCAGGACGGUCCUCACGCAGCAGCAGUCCACGUCGGAGUCCGUGCUACUGCAGCUGCAAGACCUGCAUCCUCUGCCCAAGAUCAUUCUGGAAUACAGGCAGGUGCACAAGGUGAAGUCCACCUUUGUCGACGGGAUUCUGUCCUGCAUGAACAAGACGUCAGUCUUCUGCACAUGGAACCAGACAAGCACCGUGAGCGGGAGGCUGUCAGCGAAGCGCCCUAACUUCCAGGCUCUGCCCCGGCUGCCCGUUCGGAUCGCCAGGAAGCCGGACGUGGAAGGUGAAGCCGCCGGGGAUGCUGCGGAGAUGGUGACAGUCCAGCCACGCUCCAUGUUUCUCCCCCAGGAGGGCUGGACCUUCCUGGCUGCAGACUUCUGCCAGGUGGAGCUCCGUCUCCUGGCCCACCUGUCCUCGGACCCCGAGCUGCUGCGUAUCUUCCAGGACCCCAGCGCUGACGUCUUCGCCAUGUUGGCCUCCCAGUGGAAUGGGCUACCUGUGGCCCAUGUGAGUCCCCGGCAUAGGGAACAGGCCAAGCGCGUCGUCUACUCCGUGGUGUAUGGAGCAGGCAGGGGGCGUCUCUCGCGUAUCCUGGGCCUGAGCGCGGAGCAGGCGGCGCUCUUCAUGGACAGCUUCUCCCAGGCAUACAGGGAGGUGCAGCGCUUCAUCCAGAGGACGGUCCAGCAGUGUCAGAGCCAAGGUUAUGUUUUGUCUCUGAUGGGUCGGCAGCGUGUUUUGCCCCACAUUCAGUCCCCAGACUGCGCUCUGCGGAAGCAGGCCGAGCGGCAGGCCGUCAACUUUGUGGUGCAAGGCUCUGCCGCUGACCUCUGUAAGACGGCCAUGAUCCGCAUCCACUCUCAGCUCUCCUCCUCCCCAGGACUGACAGCCAGGUUGAUCGCCCAGAUUCAUGACGAGCUGCUCUUCGAGGUGGAGGACUCUCAGCUGAUGGACUUUGCGGUACUGGUGAAGACCACCAUGGAAUCACUGCAGCACGUUGAGUGUCUGGGCAUUCACCUUAAGGUACCUCUGAAGGUGGCCGUGACCAGUGGGAAGUCGUGGGGCGUCAUGUCAGAGCUGCGGCUCCCUGCCGCGCCCCUCCACCCAGCUCCAUGAGCCUCUAUCUGGAUCGCUAUCGCUAGGCAACCAGGCAGCUGCUCCGUCUGCUUCCCGUUCUCCAGCUGUCUGUAACCAGGGGCAACGGCUGGAGCUCCAAACUGGAUAGCUCUGGUUCCCCCCCCCCAUUUUUCAUUCGUUCACCAUUUCUUCUUUCAUUUUGUCUCCACCUUUGAGACCAAGUUAGACCAGAUGAGGUCAGUUUCAGCUUUCUUCAGGUUCUUCAGUUUUAAGGUCAUGAAUGAAGCAUCACCUGAAGUUUGACAGAAUGUCUCCAAAUGUAACAGAUGCUCACAAAAACGUUCCUUUUACAAAGACAGGAAUGAUUAGCAACUGCUGAUGUUAAUGCUGUUGAUGCUUUGUAAUGUUCGCCAUAUUUUUCCUGAAUUUGUUGUGUAAGGUGUUCAUAUGCUGUAAAUGGAUAAAUACAGCAUGGAUAAUUCUU